CCCAUUUUUGUAAUAAUGCGAGGUCAUUUGAAUUUUUGAUGCGUGUUGUUUCCGGAGGGGGUGAAAAGGCCCGGGCUUGAUUUUCAAGCACAUGUGUAACUUCGAGGUAAACAAAGUCUCACGCCUUGCUGGAUGCACGUGUGUAUUUUGCUAGAAAAUUGUAAAUGAAGCGUUGUUCAAAAAGAUGUCAAGAGGAUUUUUUCCAGAAGUUCGUUUUGAAUUUUUAAUCUGUAUGUAAAGUUGUGCAAUUUUGGUAAGAAUAUAUAGUAAAAUUUAUUACUGUAGUGACACCUACGACCUGGAAACUUUUCUACUUUCACUUUCUAAAAACGACGAGGAGUUCCGGUGUUUCUUGCAGCGACUGCAUGGGACGAUGGAUUGAAGAAAGUUGAACAAUGCAUCAAUUAUUAGACCUGUACACUGACUUUUAUGUAUAAUGAUAAAACUAAAUAAUUAAGUCCAAUAUUAAUACAGUGUACAUAAAUGAUGACAGCACGAACUUCCGAACAGAGUCCACCAUGAGGAAAUUGCUGAAAAUAAUCAUUAUGCACGACUGUUCAUCAUGAACUUCACUAAAAUGUCAACUUGUCACUCGCUGAGUUUUCUGUAGGAUUGACACUUGUGCUAUAGCUGUGUAGACAAUAUGGCGGGCGUGUUGGCAGGGUGCCAGAUCGUCCUGGACCUCAGCACCAGUGUUGGCUUCAAGAAGAAACGGGAAGUCAGGAGUACCAUCACACAAAAUGGAGGAGUCAUCUCCUACAUAGUUACCAAGAAGAGUACCCAUGUUGUGCUGAAUGAUGCAGAGAAAGCAGAUGUCAGCUAUAAAUGUAAAAUGGCAGCAAAGUUCUGCAUCCCUGUGCUUUCACUGGAUUUUAUUUUUGACUGUAUCAGUCAAGGGAAGCUACUGGACACAGACAAUUACCUUCUGGUCGGGAAAACAAAAGCACAGGAAUUCAGCUCAGGCAAAAUUUCAGCUGAAAAAUCUGAGUUGAAGCCAAAAGUAAAGAAUAGGAAAACUGUUUUUACUUUUAACCCAAAGUCUGUGAAAGCAUGGAAGGAGAAAGACAAAAAUAUGCCACCAUUUGACGAUGAAAGCGAGGUUGCAAAGUUUGCCAUGUUUCAGAAAUAUGACAAGAAAACCCACACCACACAGUUUGGAGUUCUGGAAAUUUGUACUUUUAGAGGAGUUACUGCCCUUGAAAACAAGGACGCCCCACCGAGAUUCUGUGUUUGUUCUCACAGAGGCAGUGUAGAGGAUUUACAGAAUAAAGCAGACAGUGGAAGCAAGGAGUUCCGCUUCGUGCAGACUUCAGAGGAGGCCCUGAGUGUGUACAGUGCCCUCUAUAAACAGAUGAAGGACCCCCCGAGUGGCAUGAAUGUCUGUCACAAACCUUCCUGUCAGAAUAUCGGAACCAAACAGCUCCAGAAGCUGAUACUGGAGUAUGGAAUGGAAGAGACAGAGUUGUCUGCCCCUGUGGCAGAGUUGACGCAGCACAUUUGGCGGGAGGCAGGGGGAGAGAUAGAGGAAGUCUUGAGUAGUCCACUACAGUCCAUCAAACUUGACCAGGUUGAGAAAGCUACAGCCAUUUUGACCCAGAUGAAGGAGAGCCAAUUAGACAACAGCAAACUCCAGGCUCUGUUUGAUGAGUUCUACACGGCCCUCCCUCACCGACCUCAAUACAGGACAACCAGCUUCUCCAUGUCAUGGCUGGCCAGGAAACUCGACCUAUGUCAGCUAAUUAAGGACGUAGUGUCAGUAAGUGAGGCCACGAAUUGGUCGACGCGAGGCAAUGCGGAGGCUCAGUACAAGGCCCUCAGAUGUCAGAUAUCCCAUGUAUCAGGAGGCCUACCCAGACAGAUCCUAGAUAUCCUCAACCUGAAACAAGGGGAAGAAAUGAGAAUUCAGAAUGUAUAUGCCAUACAUCGGCCCUCAGAGAGUGAGAAAUUCCGCUCAGACCUGAGUUCCAUGCCUCUGUUUCAUGCCUCCAGUGCAGAAAACUUUGUUGGAAUUCUCUCCAGAGGUCUCCUAAUGCCAAAGGUUGUCGUCGAUGACUACGGAGGAAAGAGAACUGAUCCAGGAAUGCUGGGACAUGGGAUCUAUUUUGCAAGCUCCGCAAGUACAAGCAUAAAAUACUCCAAACCAAGCAAAACCAGAAACACGCGGAUGAUGCUUGUCAGCCAGGUGGCGCUAGGAACCACGCUGGACGUGUACAAACAUCAGUGGGACCUCACAGCACCACCCAGUGGCUACCACAGCGUCCAUGGGGUGGCUGCCACAGAGGGGGUGGAGUCUGACUUUCAGGACGAUGAGUUUGUUGUGUACAGCACAGACCAACAAAUGUUGAGUUAUCUCGUUGAGUUCACCAUUGGCAACGAGAUUCCUGUCGAGAUUUCUGUUGAAAAAGAGGCUUUGGAAAGGGAGGAAACUCCAGAAGAGACCAUUAUAGACAUCAGCGAUGUACAUGAUGUCACAAACCCAUUGACAAAGGUCAAGGCUGGCUUGGUUUCUAAUGACAACACCCCUGUUACUCUACUUGAAGCCCAUAUCCGAGCUAAACUGAUUGACUUGGCAGGGGAGGUGGUGGUGUUACAAGAGUACCACAACAAUAGUGACCAGGCCCUGGAGGCUAAGUACGUCUUCCCGCUGGAUGAAAUGGCGGCGGUGUGUGGCUUUGAGGCGUUCAUCAAUGGGAAACACAUCGUUGGGGAGGUGAAGGAGAAAGAGACGGCCCACCGGGAAUACAAGCGGGCCGUCCAGGAGGGGCAUGGGGCGUACCUCAUGGACCAGGACGAAGAAACACCGGAGGUGUUCACGGUCAGCGUGGGGAACCUCCCCACGGGGGCUGUGGUGGUCAUCAAGAUCACCUAUGUCACAGAGCUACAGGUGGACGGUGAUCUCAUCAACUUCCGUCUCCCAGGCAGCGUGGCACCAUGGAAACAAAAAUUUGUUGACGCACCAGAAUUCAAAGACAAGAGCUGGGACACAGUACAGGUGGGAAACACCUGCUGUAGUGUACAGGUGUAUGUAGACAUGCCCUUUGACAUCCGGAGUCUGGAGUGUCCCACGCAUAAAGUACUCUCCAAGAGGACAGCCACAAAGGCCGUGGUGCAGAUGAAAGACAAUCAGAUGUUGGAGGAUGGAUUCCAGCUUCUGAUCGGUCUAGCAGAAAUCCAUGUUCCGCGGAUGUGGGUCGAGUCCGAUGAAGGAGGGUCACAGGCAUGCAUGUUGACCUUUUACCCGGAGUUUGAGGCUGAUGAGGAGUCAGAGGUUGAGGUCAUCCUGAUGAUUGACAGCUCCAACUCAAUGAAGGACUCCUCCCACCGUGAUGCCAAAAAGGCUGCUCUCCUUGUGUUACAUCUCAUGGAUCCAACAUGGAGGUUCAAUGUGGUCUCAUUCGGGACAGCAUUCAGAGAACUUUUCCCAUCGAGUCUACCAGCCAAUAAAUUCAAUGUACAGACAGCAAGGCAGCAUAUUCAGAAAUUACAAGCAAACCAGGGUAAUACUGAACUCUGCAGGCCUUUACACUCUUACUACCUCCUUAAAUCAGAGAGUUCCACCAGGAACAUCUUCCUUUUCUCUGAUGGCUAUAUCAACAAUGAUGAGGAUACUCUGGUCAAAAUAUCCCAGAACUCUCAACACACAAGGGUCUUCACUAUGGGAAUCAGCUCUGUAGCAAAUCGUCAUCUCCUGAAAGCAAUAGCCAGAGUUGGAGCAGGCUCUUUUGAAUUCUAUGAUUCCAAGUUCAAAUCCAAGUGGGAAGAUAAGGUCAGAUCCCAGUUACAGAAAGCGGCCCAGCCAGUGCUGACCUCGGUGUCCGUUGACUGGCGCCAUGACGACCAGCACCCUGCACCAAUACAAGCUCCACAGCAAAUCACCGCUCUGUUCAGCGGCUCACGCCAAGUGGUCUACGGAUUCGUGGACAACUGCUACAUGGCUACCCUAAAAGCAAAGAUUGGUGUUCAAGAGAUAUCUACUAUUGUCUCGACCUCUGACCUCAGUGUUACAAAGGGCAAGAUGCUGCACAGAUUAACUGCCAAGGGAGUGAUCCGAGAUUGGGAGGACGGAGUUCUCUCCCCUGAUAGGACCGGCCAUGAGGUUAAGAAAAUGAACCUGAAACAAUACGUCAUUGAGCUGAGCAAGAGGUACUCCAUUGUGACCUCACUGACCAGCUUUGUAGCCAUUGAAAAACGAGAAAAGGAUGAGGUUGUCUCGGACUCUGCCCCAGUUAUAAAGGACUUACUGACCAAGGAGGAUGUAGAUGUGCUGACUUACCUAUCUUGGGACAAUGAGGAUGAGGCAGUCCCAGAUUCUUCUCCAGCGAUGGGGGAUGUCGACAUGCUGUAUAAUAAUUUUUAUGCAUCAUCGGAUAAUGAGGAAUUGGAAGAGCUGAAAUCAACAAACAGUGAAGAGAAGUUCUUGAGAGAGGAAAGGGGGACAUCAUCAAGUGAAGAAGAAGAAGAAGAAGAGGAGGAGGAGAUUUUAGAAGAAAAUGGGAAAAAGGGAAAGUCAAGGAAAUUUCUUUCAAGAAUGCGAUCAUGCAGAAUACCAGUGCAGGCUACAGUCCCAAUGGCCAUGAUGGCAUCAGAAGUUUCCUUUCAAGCUUCACCAGAUAAGAUAACUGCUGAUUUUAAUGUGUAUGAGGAUUUAGAUAAGCAAGAUGUGAUGCAUGAAGAACAAGACCCCUCUGCUCAGGCCAAGUAUAGGAUCAAGAUGGGGGGACUUGGCUACAAGGGGGACAUAGUGAGCAGGGGACUGAAGGACACCUGUGUUGAGAGUGAGGUUACAGGUUCCAAACCAAGAGUUGAGAAAGUUAUAGAUGAAUCUACAGGUAGCCCCACAUUUUAUGGGUCUGCUAAAGGUUUCAAAGAAUCAACUUUAAAAAUAAUGAGAAAAAGGGGGUUUUUUUGCAGGAGGUCGACAGGUGUAAUAUCUGUAAAUAUAGAUCAAACAUGUUCACUACCUCCUACACUAGAUCCUAAACCACUUCCUACACUAGAUCCUACACCAACUCCUACACUAGAUUCUAUGCCACAGCCUCCUGUAUUAGCUCCUAAACCUAUACCACCAGCACUCGAAGUGGAGCCUAAUUUUUACAAUUCACUAUCAAAUCGAUCCCAAACAGUUUUAAGUAAACAGGCACGUAUACCAGCUUUACCAAGCAUGGAAGCUUCUAGGUCUUCUGAUGAACUGCAGCCCCGGUUAAAAUCUACACAGCCUGUUUCGUGGAGAUCAUGUCCAUUACCCCUUCACAGGCCCUCAAAGAAGAGAGUACUUUCUCCACCUUCAGAUCCCUUUGUGUCAAUUUAUGAUGAAUCUGAACCACUGUUGGGAGAGGAGAAUGAUAUGAAUGUUGAUAUCACGUUACAAGGGAAGUUGCUGCCUUCAGAAGAAGGUGAAAAAUCAACAAGAGGACCGGUGGUACAGGAAGGAGAUAUAGGAACAGAUUCAGAUUUGCCUCCACCACCACCACCACCACCACCACGACCAGAUAUUGAUUAUAUGGGUGCACUUGCCAAAAAACUAGCCAUGAGAAAACGGGGCACAUCUGUGAUACAGGAAGGAGAUUUAGGAGCAGAUUCAGAUUCAGAUUUGCCCCCACCACCACCACCACUACCACGUGCACCACAUAUUUCACCACCACAUACACCACCACCACAACAGCAACAACUAGUACCGACCCCACAACAACAAGGGCCACCAACACAACAACAAGGGCCACCACAACAACAAGCACCACCAAGUUCUACAUGUUCAGUGGCCCCUACACCUACCCAUAAUGCCCAAUCAUCAAGUCCACAGAGAGAGAAAAUACCAGGGAAUUCUAUUUCUAAUAAAGAAAUACAUGACAUAUUUGUUUCAUGGGGAAUUUUAUCAGCAAAUCGUAGAAUAAAAAGUCAAUCAGCUACUCCAGUUCAUCGUAGAACUCCAUCAUCAGGAAGAGUGAACAGUCCAUUUAUUCCCAAGUUCAGUGUGGGUUAUAGGACUGGAAAGCUUGAACCUUCAAACACAGUGUUUCAGAGAAUAAGUGAUGAAAAAGUUUUGUCUACUGAUGAGACAGAUGGAUUAACCCUUUGUUUGAUUGAUACAACACCUUUGGCUCUUGGCGUCGAAGAUGUGGCUGGCAAUUUUAUUGUCAUUAUUCCACAAAAUACCAGUAUACCCUGUAGGAAAAACCAGGCUUUCACAUGUACUGAUGCUGAUCAGACUAUGGCUGAUAUCCAUGUAUAUGAGGGCUGUUAUAAAGAGGCCAAAAAGAACAACUUCCUGGGACAUCUUCAGAUUGAGAACCUUGGAGCCUCUUCUCCUGGAAGGUCCUGGGUCACCGUUACCAUGGAAGUCGAUGAAAACAAUGUACUCAUAGUGGCAGUCAAAGACAAUCAAUCAGGAACAGAACUCAUAUCAGUUACUAUUGAUAAAGAAAAGAGGAAUUUGAGCAGGGAACAAGUAGAAAAUAUGGCUGAAAGUGCAGAUACAGAGGAUUACAAGUCUCUAAUUAUGACUUCAGGGAUGAGAUCCAAACUACCUUCCUUACCUAGUGGACUGACAGAAAAAACACUGGAUGACAUCAACAGCUAUGGUAUAGGGACGUCAGUCAGUAACAUCAGGAAGAGGUCCCCCAACCUCAGCCUCUCCUCUCUUAGAUCCAUGUUCAGUAUCCAACAGAACUGUUUAUGGAAGCUUGAUGAGAGUUUAGACGAGAUGUUUGGAAUUGACAGCAAAAAAUGCAAGGACAUCCUUCAGAAAGCUGGCCUAUCUUCACUAGGUAAACAAGUAACAUCAGAGGUGUUUGACAUCCUCUCCUCUGCUAUAGCCCUGCUCCUCAUAUACAAAACAAUUGUCCCAGAGUUAUUCCCUCUUAAUUUUUCUAACCCAAACACCAUGGAAACAGCUUACACAAUGGUGAAAGAGAGGUUAGAGGGAAUGAGCAGUGAGAAUGCAUCACUGGUGUAAUCACUGAGGAGUUCUGUAGCGGUAUACAUGGCCAAGAGGCAGAAGUACAACUGGGUCUGCAGCAUGCUGGAAUUAGGUCACUCUUGGGAGGUAGUGGCCAGUAAGAUGCUUGGGUAUACAUCCUCAUAAAGAAACAGGGGGCCUUUAUGUUGGCUAGGGUUACACAUCCUCUCUAAGAGAUUAAAGAUAUGAUGUUAUCAGUCAGUUCAUAAGUACAACAAGAUUAUGAGAUGGAUUAUUUUCAUCUCUGUGUUAAAGUUUCUAGUAUACAAUGUGUUGUAAUAUUGAACAAUGCAAUUAUGUGCAUAUGUCAUUCAUUUCUUGGCAUAAUAUUAUUUGUGGAUUUACAAAAUCUUCAUUGUCGGACUUAAUUGCAAUGAGUGCAAUAAUUAUUGAAUUUAAAUUUCUUUGUUAUAUUGUUAAUACUUGUAUUCAAACAGCUAAAAUAUUCUAAUUUUUGUAUAAUAUCAUAUAAUUGUUUUUUACAGAUGAUAUAUUGGUGAUAAAAAUAUGUGCUUUAUUUCAAUAAAACAAAUUGAUGGAUAUUUAUAACUAGAUGACUGUACUUGGAUAAGAGCACCUUUUCCAUAAAACAGGUAUUUGUCGUGUGUCUUGAUUAGUUUUUGUAUGGAAAACUACAUAUAUGUAGUUUUGACAAAGUUUUGAUGUUAUAUUUUUUUAUGUGAGUUACACAAUCUUUUACGUUAAUGAUAGGAAUCUUGGAACGUUGAUAAGCAUGCAUUUAUUGUAAACGCACCUGACCAGAAUCUUAACAUGAAUAUUAACCUUUAAUUGAUUUGAUUAUUUUUUAUUAACUGUUUAUUUUGUUUAAUAAUUUAACGUUUUAUCCGGUGUACAAUGUAUGUGAACUUUACAAAUAAACAUCUGUUUAUUAGGUAUAUGUCAAUAAAUCAACUCUUAUUAUUAUAUAUAUUUUUUUAAUUUAUAUGGAUUAUUUAACUUGUUAUUAAGAUUAAUUUUUUUAUCUUAUAAAAUAUUGAAAAAUUAACUAUAAUUUUGGCAAUGAUGAAAUAUUCCUGUUUAUUUUUUAAAAAAUUUGCAAAGUUAUAUAUUAUUCAAGUUAAUGUUUAAAAUUUCAUUUGUAUUUAAUGUUAAUGAAUUUAUCAAACUGUUUAUCAAAAUGAUGUUAGUUUUUUUUUUGGUUUUUUUUUAUGUAUUUAGUGGUUAAUAUCCUAAUUUUAAGUAAUUUUACAUCAUAGUUAUUAAGUGUACUGAAAACACUACAUAGGAACUUCAGUCUUCAUUUUUGUGCAUCAACUGUGUACAUGUGCACAAAAAAUUGCUCAUACUUAAGAAUCUCAUAGAGUAGUGUACUUCUUACAAGUACAUUUUUUAUUUCCCUUUUUUAUUGCUUUUUUUUUUCGAUUUUUUAUGUUUUGCUUUGUUAAAAAUGAAUAAUAUUUUUUUUAUAUUUAUAUUUUUAUACUGCCUUAAUCUGUGAUAAUUGUUUAAUUUAUUAUAAUAUUGAACGUUUUAAAAUAAAGCUGCUUGAAUUGUU
Molecule: messenger RNA, 8471 nt
Organism: Magallana angulata
Lineage: Eukaryota; Metazoa; Mollusca; Bivalvia; Ostreida; Ostreidae
Product: protein mono-ADP-ribosyltransferase PARP4-like
Exons: 44
Molecular function (GO): ATP-dependent protein folding chaperone; ATP binding; NAD+ poly-ADP-ribosyltransferase activity
Source: RefSeq, a predicted model, not a curated record